Spirometra erinaceieuropaei is the source of this 495-nucleotide messenger RNA. The record is from the annotation of a GenBank genome assembly. Lineage: Eukaryota; Metazoa; Platyhelminthes; Cestoda; Diphyllobothriidea; Diphyllobothriidae.
AUGUGCUGCGCCACCGAAAACAUUAAACCGCCUGAACUCCCAGGACCACCGGAAUCCCAUCCACAUCAAAUCCGUACAUUGUUUGCAAUCAUAUUGACCGCCUGCUCCCCUUCAUCUCACCAGAUUUACGUGCACAUGGCUGAGGACAUCUUCCGUCGACUACGCAAGGAAAACUCAAAUGUGGAUUUCACAGCAGAAAUCUACAACGAGGCGCUACUAGUGAUUGAGGAUGUGCGCGUAGAAAGUGCGAAUAAAGUUCAUAAUCAACUGGAAAUGUCACCGCCAAACCAAACUGCUCCUGAUUCGCCAGAUGUGAAUUUGCACCGAGAGCAAAACCACAACACGGUUGAACUUCCCUCAAACCCGCAAUCCAACAUUCCUAAGCUAACACUGGAGCAGAAUGGCAUUUACAAUACGAUAAUGCGGAACGUCAAUAAUGCGCUUGGAGGAGUCUUCUUCCUGGAUGCGCUGGAGGGACUGGCAAAACGUUCCUAA